Molecule: messenger RNA, 1222 nt
Organism: Marasmius oreades (fairy-ring Marasmius)
Lineage: Eukaryota; Fungi; Basidiomycota; Agaricomycetes; Agaricales; Marasmiaceae
Exons: 5
Coding region: 133-1065 (310 amino acids)
Biological process (GO): transcription by RNA polymerase II; transcription initiation at RNA polymerase II promoter
Cellular component (GO): transcription factor TFIIA complex
Source: RefSeq, a predicted model, not a curated record
CCCACAGCCUGCCCGCCCCGCUGUGUUCGCCGUCGCCGCCUUCGUCGUCGUCGUCCAACAGCCUGCGUUCAGCGUCAUCAAAGCUCUUGAAUCUUAAAUCCUGAACAACCUCAUUGUGUAUAAUACUGAGUCAUGUCGAAUAAAAUUGUGCCUGCCAUCUAUCAAGCUGUUAUUGAAGAUGUAAUGAACGGUAUCAAGCCUGAAUUUGAGGAGUAUGGCGUUGGAGACGAUGUUUUCACUCAGCUGCGAGAAAAAUGGCAAGCUAAGCUCUUGGAAUCUCGUGUGGCCGAUUUCGAAGCUGUUCAACAGCCCGCUGCCCAAUCACAACACCACCCAUAUCCUCCUCAUCCAAUACUGAUGCCUGGUACUCAUCCUCACUACUAUACUUCACCCCCUGCUCCUGGACAAAUCAAGACUGAACCGACGGAUCCACGCUACGCUCUCACUGCGCCCCAGCUGCAGUACGCGAUGCCCCCGUUGCCUGGUCCUCAGCUCAAUGGAGCUGUGCGACCACAGCAGUUUGGUGGCCAAGCAGGUGUUCUAUCGUUUGCCUCUGUCUCUCCGCCGACUAUCGCAAACAACGGUCCCGCAUCAGCGGCCGGUAUCCCCCUUGGUCGACAAUACGUUCCGAAUGUAGCGCUAAGCAACUCCUCUUCCCAGCCAAGUACUUCAGCGUCUGCACCUACCACUAAUGGCACCAAUACCACAAAUGGGAAUCGUAUCCCUCAAGUAGAUGGUCCGUCGGAAGAUUCUGAUGAUUCACCAUCCCCUCCCCCUUUUGCACCACGGCCGUCUCACCCUUCUCUCCCUCAACCACAAUCGCAAACUGCUUCAUCUUCCGGUGCUGGUGAUGAAGCAAUCAAUUCCGAUCUUGACGACUCUGAUGAAGGUGACGACGAAGGCAUCGAGGAGGGAACUGUGCACGACGCUGACAUCGUGUUUUGUACAUAUGAUAAGGUUGCUAGAGUCAAAAACAAGUGGAAGUGUAUUCUGAAAGAUGGCAUGAUUCAUGUCAAUAAUAAGGAUUAUCUCUUCUCAAAAUGCACUGGCGAGUUUGAAUGGUAAUUUGGUGGAUGGAGGUCUCGUAUAUCGUAUUUCUCUUCUAUUUUCAUGUUCUCUUGUUUACACAUCCACCAUCACUCAUGCGCCGGUACUUGCCAUCCACUCACUUUAGCGUAUACCUCGUAGAUAUUGUAUGAAUGCUAUACAACAUUACCAUAAA